Molecule: messenger RNA, 1084 nt
Organism: Camelina sativa (false flax)
Lineage: Eukaryota; Viridiplantae; Streptophyta; Magnoliopsida; Brassicales; Brassicaceae
Source: RefSeq, a predicted model, not a curated record
UAAGAGCAUCAAACACAAACAUAAACACAUAACAAAAUGGGGUCACCAAUGGCCUCUUUUCUUAUCUUAGCAUUCUCCCUUGCUUUUGUAUCUCAAACCACCGCAAAUUACUUCUACUCUUCCCCUCCUCCACCAGUCAAACACUACACUCCUCCGGUUUACAAAUCCCCUCCACCACCAGUUAAGCACUACUCUCCCCCUCCGGUCUACAAGUCUCCUCCCCCACCCAAGAAGGACUAUGAGUACAAAUCUCCCCCACCACCAGUUAAGCACUACUCUCCCCCUCCGGUCUACAAGUCUCCUCCUCCACCCAAGAAGGACUACGAGUACAAAUUUCCCCCGCCACCAGUUAAGCACUACUCUCCCCCACCGGUCUACAAGUCUCCUCCCCCUCCCAAGAAGGAUUACGAGUACAAAUCUCCUCCACCACCAGUGAAGCACUACUCUCCCCCUCCGGUCUACAAGUCUCCUCCCCCACCCAAGAAGGAUUACGAGUACAAAUCUCCCCCACCACCGGUUCACUACUCUCCUCCUCCAGUAGUAUACCACUCUUCACCGCCACCCAAGAAGCACUACGAAUACAAAUCUCCUCCUCCUCCGGUCCAUUACUCUCCCCCUCCGGUUUACCACUCUCCUCCUCCUCCGGUCCAUUACUCUCCCCCUCCGGUUUACCACUCUCCUCCUCCUCCAGUACAUCACUACUCACCACCUCACCAACCCUACCUUUACAAAUCGCCACCUCCUCCUCACUACUAGAUUACUUAAUCGUCUACUCUAACGGAGUCGACGACCGUACACAAGAAAACAAAGAAUCGUUUGGUAAUAUAAUAAAAGACACAAGAUCAAAGACGAGAGAAUUGAAACGGAUACAUAUGUCUAAAGAGAAAGUUUCCAAUUCUAAUAUCUUUUCUUUAUUUCUGAAUACGUUAUAUUGUAAUAAAUUUCAAACAUGUUGAUGAAUGUGGUCCCUUCAUGCAUGCAAAUCAGUCAUAUGUUUGUUAAGUUCAAGUCCUGUUUUGCUUUCAGAUUAUUCAAUUUCAGAGUUUGGUUGUUCAACUAAAUAAAAAGUAUAAGUUUCUUUUCA